CUUCAGAAGAGAAAAUAUCAAGCAUCUUCAAUACAUUUCUUAGCCUCUCAUUCUGAUGCGUCUUUUAAACGUAUCAUGGAAAUAUUCAUAUGAACUCAUUUAUCUUUCUGGUUCCACAAUCCUCUUCGGAAUUUUCAAAAAAACUUUUAAUAACUUCCAUCUCACUAGCUCUUAAUAAAUUUGUAGUUUUACUCUUUUCUCAGUUGGUUGCAAAUACUGGUUGAGCUACAGGGUGAUAUCUUCUUCUUUCAGAGCCAGUAAUUUAUCUGAAGUUGCAAAGGUGGAGGUCUGCCAAGUGGUAGCUCACAAACAAGCUUAAUCUUGUAAGUUACAGAAAUGGCUCUGGGUCCGAUUAAGAAGGUUGUCUUAGGUUCAGUUGCCUUCGCUGUCUUUUGGAUUUUGGCAGUUUUCCCAGCAGUUCCUUUCUUACCCAUUGGAAGGACAGCAGGUUCCAUCCUCGGGGCAAUGCUUAUGGUUAUCUUCGAAGUCAUCACCCCUGAGCAAGCAUAUUCUGCCAUCAACCUCCCUGUACUGGGCCUUCUCUUUGGAACCAUGGUUGUAAGCAUCUAUCUUGAAAGAGCAGACAUGUUCAAGGACUUGGGAGUCUUGUUCUCAUGGAAGAGUUGGGGUGCGAAGGACAUGCUCUGCCAGAUCUGCGUUGUUUCUGCCAUUUCAAGCGCUCUGUUCACUAAUGACACCGCAUGUGUCUUUCUCACUGAGUUCAUAUUAAAGAUUGCUAGACAAAACAAUAUUCGACCCGAACCUUUCUUGCUUGGGUUGGCUUCAAGUUCGAAUAUUGGAUCCUCUGCAACUCCAAUCGGCAACCCUCAAAACUUGAUAAUUGCUAUUCAAAGUGGCAUCUCUUUUGGGGAAUUCGUAUUGGGACUUCUUCCCGCAGUGCUUGUGGGUGUCUUUGUGAAUGCUUUAAUUCUUAUAUGCAUGUUUUGGAGGUUGUUAUCUGAUGUUAGGGAAGAAGAAGAUGCAUUGGAUGAAUUGAUUGUUCAGGAAGAUUCAGAGUCCGGGCCGCAACAGUCCACUGAAGAAAGUAAAGGCCUGAUGAAUAGAUGGGAAAGAUUGUCAAGGAAGUUGUGUAUUUACCUUGGUACUGUUGGAAUGCUGGUUGCUUUUCUAUUGGGUUUGAACAUGUCUUGGACAACACUCACAGCAGCCCUCAUUUUUAUGAUUCUUGAUUUCAAAGAUGCAGGGCCUUGCCUAGAGAAGGUAAAUCAACAGGUUUCAUAUUCUGUUCUGGUACUCUUUUGUGGAAUGUUUAUCACGGUCGAUGGCUUCAAUAGAACAGGAAUUCCUAGCAGUUUCUGGAACUUGAUGGAGCCUCAUGCACGGAUCGAUCAUGCUAGUGGGAUUGCUGUGCUGGCCAUUGUAAUACUUGUUCUCUCAAAUGUUGCUUCGAAUGUACCUACCGGUAAGUUGAUGCCCUGAUUCUCUUCCUUUGAUUUAACAACAGCGCUGCCGGGGGGG
Molecule: messenger RNA, 1479 nt
Organism: Populus euphratica (Euphrates poplar)
Lineage: Eukaryota; Viridiplantae; Streptophyta; Magnoliopsida; Malpighiales; Salicaceae
Product: putative transporter arsB
Exons: 2
Coding region: 337-1440 (367 amino acids)
Biological process (GO): transmembrane transport; arsenite transport
Cellular component (GO): membrane
Molecular function (GO): arsenite transmembrane transporter activity
Source: RefSeq, a predicted model, not a curated record